Anolis sagrei ordinatus is the source of this 1126-nucleotide messenger RNA. It is a transcript of the gene RBMX2, whose product is annotated as RNA binding motif protein X-linked 2. Gene Ontology annotation, molecular function: RNA binding. The record is from RefSeq and is a predicted model, not a curated record. Gene Ontology annotation, cellular component: U2 snRNP; catalytic step 2 spliceosome; precatalytic spliceosome. Gene Ontology annotation, biological process: mRNA splicing, via spliceosome. Lineage: Eukaryota; Metazoa; Chordata; Lepidosauria; Squamata; Anolidae.
UGACGCUCGCCGAAGCCUGCCGGGAAGUAGCGCGCAUGCGCAAACUCACACAGGAAGAGAAACCAAGAUGAACCCACUUACUAAGGUGAAGCUGAUCAACGAACUGAAUGAACGUGAAGCACAGCUGGGAGUGCAAGAUAAGGUUUCCUGGCAUUCGGAAUACAGCGACAGCGCUUGGGUGUUUGUGGGGGGGUUGCCAUAUGAACUGACAGAAGGGGACAUUAUCUGUGUAUUUUCACAAUAUGGGGAGAUUGUGAACAUAAACCUGGUUCGUGACAAGAAGACAGGGAAAUCCAAAGGUUUCUGCUUCAUUUGCUAUGAAGAUCAGCGAAGCACCAUCCUUGCAGUUGAUAAUUUCAACGGGAUAAAGAUAAAAGGAAGGACUAUUCGAGUAGAUCAUGUUGCUAAUUAUCGUCCACCAAAAGAUUCUGAGGAUAUUGAUGAAGUUACAAAAACACUCAGAGAGAAGGGGUGUGGUGUUAAAACGCCUCCUCCGAGUUCAUCUGAAUCCUCCGAAGAGAAUGAGGUGGAAGUGAAGAAACACAAAAAAGAGAAAAAGAAGAAGAAAAAGAAAGAGAAGAAGGAGCAUCGGAAACGCGUGAAAGAAGAACCGCUUGCAGACGUGCCGCCUCCUAAAACCAGGAUCAAAGAAGAGAAGGAAGAUCCAGGCUAUGAGCGAUAUGCUUCUGGGAGUCAGCCAAACUGGAGCAGCCUCUCGGGGCACAAACACAAGCGGGAGAGAGAGAGGUCCCGGGAAAGAGGAGGCACAGAUCGGGGCAGGCACGAACCGGGCGUUUCUCAAAGGGAAGAGAAGCACAAGUCUCUCGAUGCCCCAAAAGAAAGGCUUCAAGAUGCUGGAAGCAGAAGUUCUCGAGACCGAGGGGAGGACAAAGGGAAGCCGUCAAAGGAGAAGAAGGCCUCAGGUGGCUAUUAAGCCUUUGCAGACAGGUCAUGGUGGCCUCAGCAGUUCAGCGGGAGAGAGGCCACUCUGCAGUCUGGACAAAAACUUUAGCGGAAGCGUGGGGUUGACUCUUGGGCUGGACUUUGCCUCCUCAGAAAGGAGAAAAUGUGAGCAUCUGAUUGACCAUCUCUUUCAUUUUAUACAUAAAGCAGUAGUCUGAGAUCA